AUGGCCCAAACACAAACGAUGCUUUACAGUCAGGCACUCGAACAACAUCAAAUAUCCAAUCGAGACCACAGAGCCCAUACCGCUUUGUCUCCCGGUCCGGACGAGGUGUUGGUCAACCUGAAAUUCUCUGGCCUCUGUCACUCUUCCCUUCAUUCAUGGAAAGGGAACUCGUCUACUAGGAAACGACAUCGCGUUGAUGGCCACGAGGGCACAGGAGUUGUUACAGCCAUCGGAAACGACGUCAAUGAUAUUAAGAAGGGUGAUCAUGUUGGGGUUCAGUGGAUCAACAAAACCUGCGGAAUUUGUGACGCAGAUAAACGGUUGGACUUUGCCUCAUGCCCACACGCUCGGAUGACCGGGUACUCAGUUGAUGGAACAUUUGGUGAAUACUGUAUCACUCAAGCCUGUCAUGCUGUGCGCAUCCCGAAACAGUUUCCUCUUGAUACUGUAGCCCCGAUUAUUUGCGCUGGAACUACAUGCUUCAGGGCUGUGCAGGAAAGUGAUGCAAAGACGGAUGAUAUCGUGGCUAUCGUCGGACCCCCGGGUGGGCUAGGAUCUUUGACAUGCCAAUAUGCCAAAGCCCGUGGCUGUCGAGUCCUGGCCAUAUCUAGCGGAGAGAAUAGUGAGCUCCUAUACAAGCAGAAGAUUGGCGUCGAUUUCUACCUGGAUUACCGAAGCUCGAAGGAUGUCGCCGUUGAAGUCCAAAGGAUUACCGGUUGUGGUACUGAUGCCGUCAUUUUGAUCGAGGGAACCGAAACGCUUCUCAAAGGAGCACUUCAGUAUGUGCGACCAAGAGGAACGAUUGUUGUUAUGGGUUUGCCUCCAGGCGCCCCAGUCGGUGUGGAUGUUUCAAAUCUGAUGUCGAGGAUGGCGCAAAUAAAAGCGUCUCCUUGUGGGGAAACUCGGGAACAAAUAGAAGAGGCCAUGCGUAUUUUUGUGAAUAAGAGGUUCUACCAGCCAUGCCAUGUCCUGGGUCUUGAUCAGCUUCCUCAAUUCCUCAAAGCCGUGCGGAGGGAUAACCCUAAGGAGAUAUCCCCUGAGGCAGCCUUAUCCUAUGGGGAUCAAUUGCUCGGUGAGGCGGUCAUCAAAAUUCCAAAUUCCGUGCAUCAAAGGCCAGUCAAUCCACCAAAUCCUCAACCAACCUUCUACCAAAAUAACUACAACAUUGGUACAUUCCUGGCCUACCGGUUGGAGGAGUUGGGCAUCCGCGAGUACUUCGUUGUACCAGGGGAUUCCAAUCUUUCUCUUUUGGAUGGCCUUCUGAAGAAUCCCAAUCUUCGCAUGGUGGGAUGUUGCAACGAGCUAAACACCGGCUAUGCCGCAGACGGAUACGCUCGCCUUUCACCAACCCGUAUUGCAGCUGUCGUGGUGCCCUACAUUGUAGGCAGUUUGUCCGUUCUCAAUGCCGUGUCAGGCGCCUGUUCGCAAAAUAUCAAAUUGAUUGUCCUCGCCGGUUGCCCAGGGACUAGUAUGCUAGAUAGCGGCAGCUUUUUGCAUCACGCGCCUACUACGAGGAACAAAGACCAAGGCCUCGACGCAUUCCGGGGGGUUACAGCUGCAUCUGUCCGCUUGGACUCCGCAGAGACUGCUGUGGAUUUGUUGGAUGACACUAUAGGCAAAUGCCUUGACUCGUCCUUGCCAGUCUAUAUUGAGGUUCCCAAUAACCUUGUUUCUGCUGCAUGUGCUCACCCGUCACCACUAAGCAGGAAGGUUGCCGCGAGGGGUGACCCAUACAUACUAAAUGAGGCUGUGAACACAAUUACGGACAUUUGGAACUCGUCUCGCAAUCCCGUUCUUAUACUUGGAAGCCUUGCACGUCGGUCUCUCCAUCAUGAUCAUGUCGAGCUUCUAGCAGAUAAGCUAGGGUGUGCGGUUCUUUGUCAACCGGACGGACGUUGCAUCAACGAGUCCCAUCCACAGUACUGUGGUCAGUUCUGGUCUGGAAUGACCAACCCGGAAGGCGAGCAUUUCGUCAUGAACUCAGACCUUUGGCUAGUUAUUGGCGGCAACUGGUCCGACCUUCAUGCCUUUAGGGUGGACAUUCACCAGGAAAAACACCGCAUUAUCAGCGUCGAUAAAGAUUGGGUUAGACUCCCCGAAGGAAAGCGCAUUGAGCCAGUGAAAAUCCAUACAUUGGUAGCGCAUUUGAUCGAGUCCGACAUGGAUUCCAAGAGCGAAUCUGUUCCUCGACCGAAGCCGCUGCUCGGUUGUUUGCCUCCUGACGGGCCAGAGACACCAGAGGCACCCGUGACUUUGAAGAGCACCAUGAGCGGUAUUCAGGAGCUUAUCAAGGAGCAUGAUACCUUGUUCUGCGACGCGGGAGAAUCCUGGUUUGUUGCCAAUCACAUUUUACUCCCUCCUGGAGCAGACUGUCAAAUGCAAUUUCCGUAUUGCGCAAUUGGAUGGGCUUUGCCGGCUGGUUUUGGAUCUCAGCUUGGUCGCACGCGUGGUCGAUCUAUAAUCCUCAUCGGCGAUGGAGGGUUUCAGAUGACAGCACAAGAGCUCAGUACCAUGAUUCGUCAGAAGGUCAAUCCAGUCAUUUUUGUGUUUAAUAAUCUGGGGUACAAGAUUGAGACUGCCGUACAUGAAGGACCGUACAACUACAUUGCCAACUGGGAUUAUGCUAAAUUGGCUAGUGUCUUUUCUGCAAAGCCUCAUUCCUUGUCUCAUAAUCCCUAUGCUAGAAAGGAAGAGGAAGACCUGGAGGGCAAUCCAGCAAUGUUCUCUGUGCAAGUCAAGACGCAGGGAGAUCUCAAGUCAGCCCUGAACAGGGUUGAUGAAGAGCCUGACAAGCUUGCCUUUCUUGAAAUUUGCACACAGCCUGAUGACAGGACUGAGGAGCUUCAACUCCUUGGAAGCAUGAUUGCAAAGAAUUCUACGGAAGAGCAAACACAAUCAAAAAGUCCUGACACAAAACCAGUCAAGGAAGUCAAGGCUGACCCGAGCAAUGGCCUAACCCAUGGCGCUGAAAAUGGAACCACAGACGUCUCCGACGAAAGCAUCCCGAAAGGUCCUAAGAGGCCCCUUAUCCCUUCAUCGAAUGGGUGCGACGGAGACAAGGAUGGGAAGGACCUUCUCGCUUCACGCAUUAAGAUCACCCUCUCAUCGGACCCCAAGCCACUGCCAGCUCCAGAUGCCCCUGGUGUUACGUCUUUCAAAACCUGUACGGACCAUAUGAUACAAGCACGGUGGACUGCAGAGAAAGGCUGGGGAAGCCCAGGUCUCGUCCCCUACGGCCCUCUUUCUAUACCGCCCAUUGCAAACACACUCCACUACUCUACGCAAUGCUUCGAAGGCCUGAAGAUCUACCGGGGCUUUGACGGAAAACUGCGACUUUUCCGACCAGAUCUCAACUGCGAACGCAUGUUAUCUUCUGCUAAGCGUAUCGGCUUGCCGCAAUUCGAUUCUAACGAGCUACUCCACUUGAUCCGCGCAAUCUGUGCCGUUGAAGCUCCAAAAUGGCUAUCGAAAGACCGAAGAGGUCAGUGCAUGUACAUCCGACCAACGUUACUCGGCACGAGCGAGGGCUUGGGCAUAAACACCCCACAGGAAGCUCUUCUAUACAUCGUCCUAUCAUAUGCGCUCAGCACAUCUGCCAAACCAUCCCGUAAACCAAAGAAUCUGCGCCUCUGGUCCAGCACCGAGGAUAUGGUCCGGGCCUGGCCUGGAGGGACCGGCCAUGUGAAGGUUGGCUCCAACUACGGCCCAUCUCUGCAAGCGCAGAACAAAGCCCAGAAGCUGGGCUACGACCAAGUCUUGUGGCUCUUUGGUCCCGAUUGCCAGGUCACAGAGGCAGGGGCUGCCAAUUUCUUCGUCAUCUGGGAGACCAUGGAUGGAGGACUACAGAUGGUCACUGCGCCUCUCGAGGAUCAAAUGGUUCUUCCUGGUGUGACACGCCGCAGUAUCUUGGAGCUGGCUCGGGAGAGGCUCUCCAAUGGUCCGCUUCAGGUAAAUAUGCCAGACGAGUCGAGCCAGGUUGUGGAGCCUCUGGAGGUGCUGGAGGAAUGGUUCACUAUUCAUGAUAUCGUUGAUGCAGCUAAUCAGGGAAGACUCCGUGGGGCGUUCUCUGCAGGGACUGCGUGUUUCAUUGCCCCGGUCUCUUGCAUUACUUAUGGUACACAUGAGGUGGAUGUUCCGGUUGAUGCGGUGCCGUAUGCAUUUGUGCUGCAGAAGUGGCUGUCGGAUAUAAUGUAUGGGGAGAAGCAGAGUCCGUGGGCGGAGGUGGUGGAGGAGUAUGUUGCUUGA
This is a messenger RNA of Aspergillus sclerotioniger CBS 115572, 4245 nucleotides long. RefSeq lists its product as uncharacterized. The record is from RefSeq and is a predicted model, not a curated record. Gene Ontology annotation, molecular function: oxidoreductase activity; carboxy-lyase activity; magnesium ion binding. The transcript is spliced from 10 exons. Lineage: Eukaryota; Fungi; Ascomycota; Eurotiomycetes; Eurotiales; Aspergillaceae. Bases 1 to 4245 code for a protein of 1414 amino acids.